AUGGCCAGAAUGAGGAGAGUUUUUCUGAUCCUCCUUUGGACAACGAACUUGGUUCAGCGAAACAUACCUCAAGCUGCGGGAGUUCAGGUUUUCCCACCUGUUAACUUCACCCUUACAGUCUCUGCAUUAGCACAAGUACUUUUACACUGGAAACCAAACCCCAAUCAAGAACAAAAAAACUACACUAUUAGAUACGAUGUGAAAAUCCUAAGCCCUGUGCCUGAAGAGUACGAUACAAAGAAGACUUACAGUAUUCGAACAGCUGCACUUCACAACGGUUUCUCCGCACACAUUCGGACGUUACUUCUCCACAAUGACCUUCAGAUGAGAAGUGACUGGGUGAAGGAAAAACUGCCGCCUCCGCCAGGUGCUCCAGAGACAUCUGUCACUAAUUUGUCCUGUGUUACUCGCAUCACCAUUUCCAGCACCGUUUCUCUUCAUUGCACUUGGCUUCCUGGCCAAGGGGCACCAGAAGAUACCAAGUACUUUCUAUUUUACAGGUAUGAGACGUACGCUGAAGAAUGUCAAGAUUAUAUCAAAGACAAGUGGAACAGGAAUACUGAGUGCAGAUUUUCAGCGACUCAUAUUGAUCCCGAAGAGGUUGACAAUCUCGUUGUAAUACACAUUAAUGGGUCUAGCAAGUACGCAGCAAUCAAGCCUUUUCAGCAGUUAUUUAACCAAAAUGCCAUUGAGAAAGUGAAUGUUCCCAGAAAUGUCACUGUAUUCUUAGAGCAAAAUGAUCUCCUGGCCACAUGGGAGAAGCCAAUUUCUCCUUUCCCUAAAGAAUGUUUUGAAUAUGAAUUUUACCUCUUCAAUUUGAAGUCAGGUAACAAGCAGAUAUUGAAAAUAUCCUCAAACAACUUCAGAUUACGGAUUGAUGUUACCAGCAGGUAUUCCAUACAAAUAAGAGCUAAUCAUCACAUAUGUUGUGUGAGAGGAUUUUGGAGUGACUGGAGUGAAAUUAUUUAUGUUGGGCAAAAUAAACUGGAGAAUUCUGUAGCCUGGAUUCUCGCUGUGCUUUGCACAGGCCUGUUGCUGGCGGUUAAAGGCCACGGCAGUGCCCCGUCGGAUCAGACCUUCUCGCCCAGCUCUCUGCUGCAGCUGCGAUGGGAGAGGCCGAGGGGAGAGAGCCUCAGCCCACCUCCUCUGUGUCAUCCCCGUGUCCCCAGGGUCCAGAAGUGUCCUCCGAGGAACGGCACACCUGCCCAGGCCUCGGGCUGUCGCUGGUGCACCGUUAUCAUUACUUUGACCCUUUUUGAACCUCCUGCUGCUGUCAGAUGCCAAUGGCUGAGUGGGAGGGGUGCAGGAGGGCUGGCGGUGCGAGGAGAUACGUCUUCUCGUGGGGCGAAACACGUGCUGCUUGUUGGAAACCACGUAUGGAGUAAACUGUUUCCACCAAUCCCAACACCCAGCAACAAAUUCAGAGAUCCCUUCCCAAACGACUAUGAG
Cariama cristata (Red-legged seriema) is the source of this 1449-nucleotide messenger RNA. It is a transcript of the gene IL5RA, whose product is annotated as interleukin 5 receptor, alpha. Gene Ontology annotation, biological process: immunoglobulin mediated immune response; cytokine-mediated signaling pathway. Lineage: Eukaryota; Metazoa; Chordata; Aves; Cariamiformes; Cariamidae. The transcript has 10 exons. The record is from RefSeq and is a predicted model, not a curated record. Gene Ontology annotation, cellular component: external side of plasma membrane; membrane. The annotation marks the transcript as partial. Gene Ontology annotation, molecular function: cytokine receptor activity; protein binding.